UAGACUCUUUCAGGUCUGCAGGCAUUUGUCUGCUUUGGCAGUUAACCCCUCAGUCAGGGAGCAGCCAGAAGCUCAGAAAGAGCACACUGUUUUCUAGGGGUCAAGGAGACACAUAGUCAGAGUGGCAAACACCCUGGGUGCUACGCAAUGCCAGUGAAAGGUGCCACCUGGAGACAGGUGAGGUUCCUAUAUUGCAUUCUUGUCUUUGCCACCGACCUGAAAUCUUCUGCUGACAACUUGGACUGUGCCCUACCUCUUUGCCAUCGCCCACUGGUGGCAGAAUCCCCACAUAGUGAUGGAGAAGGGCACAGGUGCUCUGAGGGACACUGCCGGAUCAACAUCCUUUCUGCACCAGUUACCUCCACCCCGGUGAUGGUGGAGAUCCGAGAACAUGACUCACUGCAAUUCAGACAGACCCUGCGUCAUGUGGACCCAGUAAAGGGGGCAGCUGGAAGCUUGACCCACCGUGUGGACCAGCUGGAAGGGAGCCUUUUGACCCUGCAAACACGUCUUCAGCAAUUUAGAGACGACUCGGGACAAAAGCUGAAAAUCAUGGAAAAUAAGAUGACUUCCAUAUUGGGAAUCCUCCUUGCUGUCCUGACAGGAAAGAAGCUACCCUGCCAGGCUGAGCCCACGACCUGCAUUUCUUUGCUCAAAAGCCGGCGGCUGACAACUCUGGACAUGAACACAGAUCUGCUCAAACUUCUCAAAACCAUUGGUCUUCUGGGAUCUUCAGUGGAGCAGACAGAGAAAGAAGACAACACAUUUCCCCGGGACUGCAGUGAAAUCUACAAGCAGGGCAUCCAUGAUAAUGGAAUCUACACCAUCCAGCCUAACCCACAGAGGGAGCCUUUUGAAGCAUUCUGUGACAUGGUAACAGAGGGUGGAGGAUGGACAGUAUUCCAGAGACGGCAAGAUGGGGCAGUGGAUUUUAACCGCACUUGGCAAGAAUAUCGACAGGGCUUUGGCAUGCUGCAAGGCGAGCACUGGCUGGGAAAUGAAGCUCUGCAUGCCCUGACAAAAGAUGGACAGAAUGUCUUGCGUAUUGAGCUGGAAGACUGGCAUGGGGUGAAACGUCAUGCUACCUACCGCCGAUUCCGCAUUGCCCCUGAAGCUCACAGGUAUCGUUUAACUGCCCGGGAGUACCAGGGUGAUGCUGGCAAUGCUCUUAGUUACAGCAAACACUACAACCACGAUGGCAGACAGUUCAGCACUGCUGACAGCGACAAUGACAACUAUCCUUCUGGCAGCUGUGCAGCGUAUUAUGGUGCAGGCUGGUGGUUUGAUGCCUGCCUGGCUGCUAACCUAAAUGGCAAGUAUCACCGUGGGCGCUAUACUGGACUCACCAACGGCAUCUACUGGGGAACAUGGUACAUCCUGACAGACAAGAAGACUAACCAAAAAUUUUCCUUUAAAAAAGUGGAGAUGAAAACUCGUAUGCUGCAUACCUAAAUGGUUGCAGUAGAUUAUUUUUUUUGUUAAAAUUGAAAAUUGAAGACGAGCUGUGUUUUCACAUCAGCAGAAAUGGUCCAAGUUAACGGUCAAUUGCUUUGAUUCUGUUAUUUCUACUUAAAGCCUGUAGUGAUUAAUUAGAGACAACUGCCAUCUAAGACAGGGUUUUUAACUCAUACAGUAUAUUCCAUUUCAUCCCUUAGUUGUAAAUAUUUUCUGCUGGCUCAUUCCGUGUCUUCAUGUUCCUUUUCUGUUGUCACCCAUUCCACAUUAUGUAACUCUGCUUUGUAGCCUGCUUGUCAUCUCUAUGAGAAAUGAUUGAAAAGCAAUGAGACUGAUUUUUUUUAUUCAGAAUCGGAUGACUCCACAGGCUCAAAAUUUUUUUCUUUUUCAAAGUAGCAUCCUUCACAUUAAAUACACGUUUUACAACAUUUCAAAAGUGAUUCAAAGGCAAGUAACAGACUGUUUUGUGACAUCACUUCAGCAGCUGAGGAGAACUUCUUUCUGCGUAGUUGUUUUUUCUGUGUUGAGAAUGCCCUGAAAUCACACUCUGCUAAAUCUGGUCUAUAUGGAGGGUGUUUCAGUGCA
Molecule: messenger RNA, 2040 nt
Organism: Erpetoichthys calabaricus (reedfish)
Lineage: Eukaryota; Metazoa; Chordata; Cladistia; Polypteriformes; Polypteridae
Product: fibroleukin
Exons: 5
Coding region: 148-1452 (434 amino acids)
Source: RefSeq, a predicted model, not a curated record